UCUAACUCUUGAGAUGCCACCACAGAGGCCAGACUCACCCAAGACAUAUUCAGCGGCCGACAGACUCUCCAAACCAUAUUCCUUUAUGCACAGCUGCAAGCAAUGCUGGCCGUCCCGGCUUAUGCGCUGUCGACGGUCCUGACCAAAUGCGCCAUCUGUGUCUACUUCUUCCGCCUGACAAUCUCGCGCGAGGUGCGCAUCAUCGCAUACGCCACCAUGGCUCUCGCCGCCGGCCAGUGCCUGACUCUGAGCGUGAACACGAUAACCUGUGCCGCCAGCACCAAGAACCUCAGCAGUACGCUAUUUGCGCAAUCCGACCCCGAUGGGUAUCCAGCCUGCGCCAAGACCAGCCUCGUGUGGGUCAUCACUGCCUUUGUCAACUCCUUCACCGACCUGGUUCUGCUGGUGCUGCCGCUCUGGAUUCUCCAGCCCCUGCGUGCGCCUUGGCGGAAGAAGCUGGUCGUCAUGGGUGUUCUGAUGGGCGGCGGCUUGCAGCAUAUACAGCGAGUGGACCUCGGCGGCGCUCUGGUGGUGAGCCGCAACGCCGAUCUCAGUGUCCUCGACGUCAUGUUGCAACGUGCUGACGCAGAACCCCUGUCUAGCAACGUCGAGCUGCUCUUCGGCCUAAUCUGCGCAUGCCUGCCUGCCGCCAAGGCACCGUUUAACCAUGUCCAGAAAGCCAAGCGCUCCAGCACAUCCUUCCGCCAGAUCAAGCUACGCACCCUCACGCAGCCGGCGCCGGGCGCCCUCCCGUCCCAGGGUGCCCUCGGUGGUGGGGGUGUAGUCAGACUCGGCAGCUCAGACCCGACGACGGCGUACAAGGAGUCAAACUUUACGGCAAAGCACAGCAACAGCCACAACCACAACAGCAGCAUCCACGGCUUUGAACCGGGGUGA
Gaeumannomyces tritici R3-111a-1 is the source of this 897-nucleotide messenger RNA. RefSeq lists its product as hypothetical. NCBI's taxonomy places the organism in Eukaryota, Fungi, Ascomycota, Sordariomycetes, Magnaporthales, Magnaporthaceae. The coding region runs from base 103 to 897 and encodes 264 amino acids. The record is from RefSeq and is a predicted model, not a curated record. The transcript is spliced from 3 exons.